UCCAACGCGUUUUGGCCGAUGUUUUUAGUUCUAGCUACAUUGACCAGAGUCAUACAGAGCACCGCUUUCGGGGGCUGGGACUAAUAAUAUUUUAUACAUUGUUGAAAUGGGUCUUUUAGAUAGGCUAAGGAAGGAGUGGUUCAUUAUAGGAAUAGUGCUUGUGAUCACCUUAGCAAGGCUGGAGCCUUCUGUAGGGGUGAAGGGAGGACCCCUGAAGCCUGAGAUCUCAAUCACAUAUAUUGCUGUAUCUGCAAUAUUUUUUAACAGCGGACUCUCAUUAAAAACAGAGGAGCUAACCAGUGCUUUGAUGCAUGUGAAGCUUCACAUUUUUGUCCAGAUCUUCACACUCGUAUUUUUUCCUGCUGCAAUAUGGCUUUUCCUACAAAUCUUAUCAUUAACCACCAUCAAUGAAUGGCUGUUAAAAGGGUUGCAGACUGUUGGCUGUAUGCCUCCUCCUGUGUCCUCUGCUGUAAUUUUGACCAAAGCUGUUGGUGGAAAUGAGGCUGCUGCUAUAUUCAAUUCCGCCUUUGGAAGUUUUCUGGGUAUUGUCGUAACUCCACUUUUACUGCUACUUUUUCUUGGGUCUUCCUCUUCUGUGCCUUUCACAUCCAUAUUCUCACAGCUGUUUAUGACAGUAGUGGUCCCUCUCAUAGCUGGACAGAUCAUCCGCAGGUUCAUUAAGGAAUGGCUGGAGAGGAACAAGCCUCCUUACGGUGCUAUCAGCAGCUGUGUGCUCCUCAUGAUUAUCUACACGACAUUCUGUGGCACUUUCUCCAACCCUAUCGACUUGGAUAAGUUCAGUCUGAUCAUAGUGGUGUUCCUCAUAUUUUUCAUCCAGCUCAGCUUCAUGCUUUUAACAUUCAUCUUUUCUACAGGGAAAAAAUCAGGAUUCACUCCUGCAGACACAGUGGCAAUUAUGUUUUGCGCUACACACAAAUCCCUCACUUUAGGGAUUCCAAUGCUGAAGAUAGUGUUUGAAGGCUAUGAGCAUCUUUCCUUAAUCUCGGUCCCGUUGCUGAUCUACCACCCCGCACAGAUUCUGCUGGGCAGCGUGCUGGUUCCAACGAUAAAGUCUUGGAUGGUCAAAAGGCAAAAGGCACUGAAGUUAACAAAGCUGCAACCUGUAUAACAAGAAAUCCUUUUUUACCCCUCGAGGAAUGUGCAUAGAAUGGAACACUCAGCGACCCUAAUGAAUGCGUUCGGGACCUUUUGCGUCUUUAACAUCUGCGUUUCAAGUGCCUUAACAGAUCCAGCUAGGAACACGAUCUGGGUUUUAAACCAGCAGGUUUGGUCCUGUAGAGGGUCUUUCUGAUGACCUUUCUUUUUUUAUACAUCUAUAUAUUUUUUAUAUGUAAAUAUCAAGAUAUAAUGAAGAAUAAUCCAGGGAGUUGAUUCCAUGGCUUCUGCUGUCUGUUGAACUAUUGAGACAUUUGUAAAAAAAAGGUGAAGAAUUUUCUAAAUCAUUAAGAAUGAGUGGGCUUCAAUGAUUCAAGUUUUUUUUUUUAUGUGUGUAUUUUGAUCUGUGUAUUUUGAUUGACUGUAAAAAUUAUUCAAUAUGACAUUUGACCAACCAUUAAUACAGAUUGGUAGGACACUGUUUGACAAAAUACAUGUUACCUUUUAUCGUACUUGAGGUAGGAAAACUCUAGAUAUUAUUUAGAUAUUAUAGGCUGUUCACAGCUAUUCCAAGCUACAGCAUUAGGAGUGUAUUAAAACAGUCUGGCCCACUUUCCUAUUUAUAACAACUUGUGAGACAUGACAGUGAUUCAAGUACCAACGGAAGACAUAUUGCAUAUACCCACACCCCACACCCCAGCAUGGAAUAUGACGGAACAAUAUUUUUAUAUAGUGAGAAAAUAGUUGCAAGGUUGAUUCUAAGACGUUAAGGUGUAUGGAUGGUCUGUGAACAUGUGCUGCAUCAAAAUUGGGUUAAUGUGUUCUUGGGUUAAUGUCUUGCAAUAAACAAGUCUAAAAAAACAGAGACUCCCAUAAAACAGACAUUGCUCUAUUUGCACCAUUUGUUUUCACAAGGAAAAAAACUGAAAAUGUUACAUAUCUAGCUAAAAGAAAUAACAAAGAUGUAGGCUACAUCAGGGCCUUUUUAAUUAACACAUUUAAUUAUUUAUUUAAAGUUUUGGAGCAUUACCAGUUUGUUCUUCAAUGCUUUGUAAAUCCUCAGUGAAUUUGCCCAUUGUGAUGUCUUUGUAAGAUACUGCUACAUUAGAAACCAAUAUGUGUUAAUUGAAGGUCUUUAUAUGAGUAUCUCUGUCUCAGUAGUUAGAUAGCCUUUGAAACAUGUAAGUGUCAUUAUCCUGCCUGCUUUUUUAUUUGGAUUAACCUCUGCAAAUGAGAGUGCAUGCUAAUGAAGUCUCUAAGCACGCUACUCUGCUAUCCUGAACAGUAUGUCUCUCGCAUUACUGUCACCAAGUACCUACAAACCAACCAUCUCGGCUUUGAGUGGCCGUUGGUGAAGUAUAGUACUUGAUCAAAAUGUACUGUUGCAACAAGACAUCUCUGACUGGCAAAACUCAUAUUUAAAUCAGAGGAUGCCACAAACAGUAUGUGUCCAUUUCAUGUCAACUGAUCAUUAAGACUUACCGAACUUCAUAUUCUGACUGACAACAACCUUCUUGAUACUAUUAUCAGCAAACUAUGGAGCUUUGAACAUACAUCAAUCUAGUAUGCUGGUAUAUUGCUUUCUGAGUGACCAUAUUGAUCCUGGGACAACUUAUGUGUUUGGACUUACAUAAACGGUCAUUCAUGCACCUUCACCAGGGACAUGUUAAUGGAGUAGUGCAAUGGAGAUUCAUAUUAUUGAUUUAAAUAAUCUGUGGACCACACAGUUUAGCAAACAAACUGAAGUCUUUAAUAUGCAUUUUCACAUCAGUGGUCACUUUGUUUUGUUUCGACUCUUAUUACUUUCAAUCUUUGUGUAUGACGCCUUUCUUUACAACAUCCACAUUGAUAUCAACAUCCUUACAAAGAUAUCAACAAUUGGGCAUUCUCAAAAUGAGAUGAUACUGAAUCUGUUUCUGUUUGCGUGUUUAUCAUGGCAGAUGUCCCCUAUUUAUAGACACAGUCUAGAAGAGUUGCUAUGCAGAAUCAGGCAUUAGUGUCUGCUGAUAAGUUUGACUCCAGGGUUACCAAGACUCAUGGCCAGAAGAUAAGCGAAAAGAACAAAUCACUCUAACCUGUACAUGUGUUGUUCAUAUCAUGGUGUUUAUGUCCACGCAUUGAACUGUGUUAAGAAUGUAUUUUUUUAAAAGUAAUACACGCAGCACUGGUCAAAGGACUGUAAGUACAGUAUUAUAGCCACAUUGUUUCGGAUUUUUCACAGCAGUUCACUCUACGUAUUGUAUUACACACACUCUCAUUAAUCAGUUUUCACAGUAGCCAGCUAGGUACUUUUAGCCCUGGCAUGAGGGUUUCUGACAGCCUACAAAUGACUUCUGAUAGGUGUAAAAAGCAGCCGACAGAGUCGGUUUCUGUUGGCUUUUCUUGAGCAGCUGUUUUGGCACGAGCAGUUUUCACAAGGGAGCCUAUUUCUGUUGUGUUUGUUCCCAAGAGUGACAGAGUUAUUCUGCCUUGUAGAGAAGGCUAUUGGAACUUGCUUCUACAUUAGUAACAUUUUCCAAUCAAAGGCUUUUUGCUCUUUUGUUUUGUUUCAGGAGCAAGAACAUUGUUUGAUUCACAUUAUAAACUAGUAAGGGUUAUGUACGGUAAAGGUCAUUAUUACUACAAUAUAGAAAUAUAAGUUUCCUGUUGAACACCAUGUUUUACUACAUACACUCAUUUGAUAAAAACAAAUGUAAUGUAAAUGUUUUAGAACAGGGUUAUGAAAAGAAACAAACUGAUUGUUUCACCUCUGUUUGGAUUGUUAUGUAUUUAUUUUGAAUAUACAAUAACAAACAAUUUAAGAAUGAUUAAUAUCCUAAAAUUUAAAUCUUCCUGAAUAACUCCUAAUUAUAAUACUCAACCCUGGUUCCCUGUGUUCAUUACCUCAUAAGAUUUCUUCUGAUGUUCAGUAUUCAACAUGUGUAAUGAGAAUGCAGCUAUUCUAGACUACAGCCAUGUCUUAUCUGUAACAAUUACGGUUCAAGAGUGCCCUUGUUAGAUUGCUCAAAUGACCUGCCCUCCUCCUUUUAUUGAAUAAUAGUCAACUAUUGAACAAGGCAGAAUAACCAUUCUCUGUUCUGAUUUGUUAAAAUAAUAACAGGGGGCAUGUGUCAUCCAUUGUAAAAAGAAUAAAAAGCUCAGGGCGACUGUUAUAUUUGGAUUGUAUUCCAUCAUGCAGUUA
Molecule: messenger RNA, 4297 nt
Organism: Acipenser ruthenus (sterlet)
Lineage: Eukaryota; Metazoa; Chordata; Actinopteri; Acipenseriformes; Acipenseridae
Product: sodium/bile acid cotransporter 7-A
Cellular component (GO): plasma membrane
Source: RefSeq, a predicted model, not a curated record